Psammomys obesus (fat sand rat) is the source of this 1382-nucleotide messenger RNA. RefSeq names its product surfactant protein D (gene Sftpd). Lineage: Eukaryota; Metazoa; Chordata; Mammalia; Rodentia; Muridae. The transcript has 7 exons. Bases 1 to 1116 code for a protein of 371 amino acids. The record is from RefSeq and is a predicted model, not a curated record.
AUGCUGCACCUCCUCUACAUGCUUGCCCUGCUGGUACAGCCCUUGGGGAGCCUGGGAGCAGAAAUGAAGACCCUCUCACAGAGAUCAAUAUCUAACGCCUGCACUCUAGUCAUUUGUAGUCCCACAGAGAACGGCCUGCCUGGACGGGAUGGACGGGAUGGGAGAGAGGGUCCACGGGGAGAGAAGGGUGAUCCAGGAUUGCCAGGACCUGCAGGGAUUGCAGGGAUGCCUGGCCCUGCAGGUCCAGUUGGGCCCAAAGGGGAGAAUGGCUCUGCUGGAGAACCUGGACCAAAGGGAGACUCUGGACCAGGUGGACCUCCCGGACUCCCAGGUUUGCCUGGUCCAGCUGGAAAAGAAGGACCCUCUGGGAAGCAGGGGAACACAGGACCUCAAGGCAAACCAGGUCCCAAAGGAGAGGUUGGGCCCAAAGGAGAAGUAGGUGCUCCGGGUAUGCCGGGAUCUGCAGGAACAAAAGGCUCCAUAGGCCCCAAGGGAGAAAGAGGUGCCCCUGGUGCCUCUGGGAUUUCUGGGGCAGCAGGGCCUACUGGAGCCAUGGGGCCACAGGGAGCUCCAGGUUCCAGGGGGCCACCAGGGCUCAAGGGGGACAGAGGGGCUCCUGGAGACAGAGGAGCCAAAGGUGAAAGCGGGCUUCCAGACACCGCUGCUCUGAAGCAGCAGUUGGAGGCUGUAAAGGGACAGCUACAGCAUCUAGAGGCUGCUUUCUCUCACUAUAAGAAAGCCACACUCUUCCCUGAUGGCCAAAGUGUUGGAGACAAGAUCUUCAGGACAGCCAACUCUGAAAAGCCUUUUGAGGAUGCCCAGGAGAUGUGCAAGCAGGCUGGGGGGCAGCUGGCCUCCCCUCGUUCUGCUGUUGAGAACGCUGCCAUACAGCAGCUUAUCACAGCACACAACAAAGCUGCUUUCCUGAGCAUGACAGAUGUGGACACUGAGGGCAAGUUCACUUACCCCACAGGAGAGCCCCUGGUCUAUUCUAACUGGGCCCCAGGGGAGCCCAACAACAAUGGUGGAGCUGAAAACUGCGUGGAGAUCUUCACCAACGGCCAAUGGAAUGACAAGGUUUGUGGAGAGCGACGCCUUGUCGUCUGUGAGUUCUGAGCCACUAGAGGUAGCAGAUAGGACAGUACUUGGCCAGCAGCUUAGCGAGUGUGGUGUGGCUGAGACCCCUGUGCUGCCAACAUCCUAAUAAAAAAUGACUACAUGUCUAGCUUGGGUUCUCUGCAGAAAGCAGCCAAAAUGCAGGGCUACCACCCAACACAUCUCUUAGAGUGUCCUGCAUGGCUGCCUUCACAUGCUGAAAAGCUCUCAGGGGAAAAAAGAGGUUGUGUCUUACCGCUUUUAGGGAAUAAAAUUGUCCGUCUCUA